AUGAAGUUUUUAAAAUUACCUCAACUGUAUCAUAAGGGAGGGAUUCAUUCCAUUGAUGUUAAUCAGGACAACACUAUUUUAGUUUCUGGUGGGGUGGAUAAAAAAAUUGGGGUUUGGGAUUUGAAAAAAUUGAUAGAAUUGUCAAAAUUAGUACUGGUAAACAACUCUCCAGAAGUUAGACUAAAAUUGAAAUCACUUGAACCCAAGCAAAACAUCACUUGUCACGAGAGUUUAGUUAAUGUGGUGAGGUUUUUUAAAGGGGAUAAUAAGAGAUUCGUAUCUAGUGAUGUUGAUGGAAAUGUUUUCUUCCAUGUUUUGCAUGAACAACUUGAGACCGAGACAAAGCAAUUAUUCCCCUUCAAAGGUCUGAAAACACAAGUGAAAACCCCGGUUGUGGACUUGUCUAUUUCUGCAGAUAACAGAUUGGUAGCAUGGAGUACAAAUGAUGGGAAAGUGUAUUUGUAUGAUGUUGUGAAAGACACAUUCCAGGAAUUGACAUCGAUAUGUCAUGAAAAACCAAUUAUACAAAGAAGUAUUGCCUUUGAUCCGUCAAAUAAUUAUUUGAUAACUGUUGGAGAUGACACUCAAAUAAAUGUGUUCCAAUAUCUGUAUGAAAAAGACGACAAUAAUACCUACAAGUUUCGAUUGAUUUAUAAGAUAUCCAAAUUGUUUAGUCAAAAUCCAUUGAAUGUAAGAUACAAAAGAAUAUCCUGGUCACCUGAUGGAAAUUUAGUGUCUAUCCCUACGGCAUCAAAGAAUCAAACAAUGUUAAUAUCUUUGAUUUCACGAUCGGAAAAAUGGACUAACAUUGAAAGUUUAGUAGGGCAUGAUUUUGCUUGUGAUGUGGUUAAAUUCAACCCUAAAAUUUUUUCAUCAAGAGAACAUGACACAAGCAAAGUUCAUUCAGUUAUUGCAUCUGGUGGUUCCGAUAGAACCAUGGCUAUUUGGAACACUUCAAAGUCAACACCAAUUACAGUACUACAAGAUGCUGUUCAAGGAGAAAUACUCGAUAUCACAUGGACUACCGAUGGUACAUCUUUAUUGUUCUGUACAUCACAAGGUAAGUUAUGCAUUGGGAACUUUGAACCUAAUGAAUUGGGUUAUGCAUUUAGUCAAGAGACAAUGGAGAGAUUUGUACAAUUGCAAAACAACUUGGUCGAGCCUAUGAAUUUUAGAUAUCCACACGAGCAGACCGUUGGGAAUCGGAAACAGCUACCACCAAUUGAAUUUUUAAAUCAAAAAAAUGCAAUAUCGACAACUUCACUGUCAAGUAUAACUGAAAAUGACGAAAAAAAAUCAGAAGAGAAUGUUAGUAUGUCUAGUCAAAGCAAAUCAACUACUGCAAAGGGUGGAGUCAUAACUCCAGAGGUAAUUGCCCCUCCAAAAUUACAAUCGUUGGAUGAUGAUGUUGAUGAUAACGAUGAAGAAGAUGAUGGAAAGGGCAGUAUGCUAGAUUCUGUUAUGAAUGAUCGUGCUGAAGCAAGCCCACGGAAGUCAAAUAAACAAAAAAACAUUGCGUCUGCGGUGUCAGAACCCACUGGUCAGUCGCUUUCAUUUAAUAAACAGAAAGUAACCACAAAAAAUGGGAAAAGACGUAUCCAGCCAAUGUUAAUAUCCAGUGGGAAUUCUGCCUCCUCGGUUUUACCUAGAUCAAAUAGUGUGGUAAAACCUGUUGCAAAUAAUAUCAAGUCUUCCAUGGAAUUUGAUAAACCUUCGUAUUCCGUUUCUGAAGAGUUUUAUAAACAGAACAAAAGACCUAGAACUGAAGAUACUACUGGUGGUGGUAUUAACAAAAAGUUGAAGCGCGAAAUGGAACCAGUCAAAUUUAUUGGGUCAGUUAUACUUAAUCCAAACACAUCAUUUUCAAAAAUUAGACUAGCAACCCCUAAAGUUAGACUUUUUUUCCAAUUGAAAAGCAAGACCGAUGAUGGUAUGUUUAUACUUGACAUUAAGAAUGGAUCUGGUAAUGAAUCUAAACCAUCAAGGUUGACUUAUUUGAAAAAGGAUAAAGAGAUCUGGUGUGAUUUUGUGCCCAAGUAUAUCCAAUUAGCUACAGAAGGCUCAAAUUUUUGGGCUGUCACUACGCUGGAUGGAACAAUUUUAACAUAUUCACAUGUUUCUGGUAAAAGACUUUUACCAUCAAUUGUUUUGGGAUCACCAGUAUCGUUUCUUGAAAGUUACGAGAAGUAUAUGAUGGCAGUUACUUGUAUUGGAGAGUUGUAUGUUUGGGAUAUGGAGGCAAAGAAAAAUGUACUCAAGUGUUCAAUAAGUCCAUUAUUGGAACUAUAUAAUAAAGAAGGGUUGGUUAAAUCUGACAAUAUCACUUUAUGUGCAGUAACAUCUUUUGGUAUACCGUUGAUCACGUUAUCCAAUGGGUCAGGAUAUUUGUUUAAUAAAGAUUUAGGAGUUUGGCAAACGAUUACAGAAUCUUGGUGGUGUUUUGGUUCUCAUUAUUGGGAUAGCACGGAAACCAGCACCACCAAACAACCACAAACUAUGAAUAUGUUUAAUGAUGAACAAUCAAUUAUAGAACUUUUAGAGCACAAAACAAACGAAGAAAUAUUGAGAAAGACUAGGACUGGUAGAGGUAAAUAUUUCAAUAAGAUAUCCAAGAAUAUGUUGAUGAAAGAAGGAUUCGAAAGUUUGGAAAACACAAUUUCAAUAAGUCAUUUAGAAAAUCGAAUUUUAUGUUGUGAAUUGUUAGGGGAAAAUAAAGAUUUCCAUAAAUUUUUCACCACUUAUGUACAAAGAAUAUGUGAAUUGGGUUUUAAAGCUAAAUUAUUUGAAGUAUGUGAUGAAUUAUUGGGUCCUAUUGAUGCACCUUCCAAUGAGAGUGAUUGGGAUCCAAAAAUUUGUGGAUUUGACAAAAGAGAAUUAUUAAAAGAGGUAAUAACUUCUUGUUCACAAUUUAGAGAUGCUCAAAGGGUAUUGGUUCAUUUUGGUAAAAAGAUUGGUGUUGUAGUGGAUGAGCUUUGA
This is a messenger RNA of Candida dubliniensis CD36, 2976 nucleotides long. RefSeq lists its product as uncharacterized. Gene Ontology annotation, molecular function: protein binding; nucleosome binding. Bases 1 to 2976 code for a protein of 991 amino acids. The record is from RefSeq and is a predicted model, not a curated record. Lineage: Eukaryota; Fungi; Ascomycota; Pichiomycetes; Serinales; Debaryomycetaceae. Gene Ontology annotation, cellular component: HIR complex; nucleus. Gene Ontology annotation, biological process: DNA-templated transcription; chromatin remodeling; regulation of DNA-templated transcription. The transcript has a single exon.